UAAUGCGACUGAUAUUUUUUUGCAAUGUGAUUGUGGAAGGCAUUGGACAUAUUACAAAUUUCGUAUAUUUUCAAGAAAUAUUUUCAGAAUUCUUAUUUACUGUCUCAUCAUUUUACUAAUAUAUGCCUAUUUUAUUCUAAGAACGCACAUAGAUACAGUCAGAUCAAGUUUAUAUGGGAACUGUUGCUUUUAUACUUACCAAGAUGUCGGUGAUACUCUUCUACAAUUUUGACAAGAAAAAGAUGUAUGUAUCGUCAUAAAAGCUAAUGUGGAAUUUAUAUGAGCUUAUAAUCGUUUGAAUGUGUAAAUAAUUAUAGCUAGAAUAACGUCAAUAUGAAUCAACUUACCGAAGAAAAUGUUCAGAAUAUGAAGUGCAGUCAAAAAGGCACUAAUAUAAAAAACAAAAGUAAAAAGGCCAAAGAUCCUUCUGAAAAUCCGGACGAAAUAAGUAUAUCUAAUCAAGAGAAUUUAAGCGAUACAUUAGCCAAUACUCUUCAUAUUAAUAACAUCAAUAGUAACCUAACUAAUGGGACGAGCGAUCAUCCAAACGGCAGUCCCGAAGGUCCCAAGGAUAAAUCGGAAACCCGAGAAGACGCCACGAGCGGGGACGUGCAGGAUGUAAAUAGUGUACAGUGUAGUGAUGGGAUGUGUAAACGAGAGUGCAAGGACACGCCUGCCCAGCACACAGGCAGGUGUAUUUACGAUGAUGCUUUAGAGAGCCUUGGCAAUGCUAUCAGUCACGAGGAGCAAGAACCUCAAGAUGAAAUUGAAAUAAUUUCCUAUGAAUCUGAGCUACAAAUGCCAGAGAUCAUGAGACUUAUACAAAAAGAUUUGUCAGAACCCUACUCAAUCUAUACAUAUAGAUAUUUUAUUCAUAACUGGCCUAAGCUUUGCUUCUUGGCAACUCAUGAAGGGAAGUGCAUUGGUGCCAUCGUUUGUAAGUUAGAUAUGCAUCGCAAUGUUGUGAAAAGAGGCUACAUUGCUAUGUUAGCAGUCGACGAAAAAUAUAGAAAGAGAAAGAUUGGCUCUAGACUGGUUCGAAAAGCAAUACAGGCAAUGAUAAACGACAAUGCAGAUGAAGUAGUUUUAGAAACUGAAAUCACAAAUAAACCAGCACUGAAGCUCUAUGAGAAUCUCGGCUUUGUGCGAGACAAACGCUUAUUUCGAUAUUAUCUGAAUGGUGUAGAUGCAUUGCGAUUGAAAUUAUGGCUUAGGUGAAAUAAGUAGGUAUCUAAAGAGAAAUUCUCAAUGUUGUGUUACAUACUUCUGGAGGCUGUACAGUCUCAAGCAUAUAUAAAGCAGAUUACUGUUGUUGAAAUGGUGUAACCUUCUAUUGCCAUCCAUGAGGAUUUAGCCAAAUGUAUAGUUUGUUUCAAUUAUUUUUUAGUCAUGUGAUAAUGUUUAUCUAAUUUAUGUGUUGAAAUUGUUAAUGAAUUUUUCACCAAUUAUUUUAUAUUUUGAUUGUAAGAUUUUAAAGUGGUUAAUAUCCAAUCUAAAUACACAACUUUGAAGAAUUAUACUGUA
This is a messenger RNA of Helicoverpa zea (corn earworm), 1524 nucleotides long. RefSeq names its product N-alpha-acetyltransferase 30-like. The record is from RefSeq and is a predicted model, not a curated record. The coding region runs from base 334 to 1218 and encodes 294 amino acids. Gene Ontology annotation, molecular function: protein-N-terminal amino-acid acetyltransferase activity. The transcript has 2 exons. Gene Ontology annotation, cellular component: NatC complex. NCBI's taxonomy places the organism in Eukaryota, Metazoa, Arthropoda, Insecta, Lepidoptera, Noctuidae. Gene Ontology annotation, biological process: N-terminal peptidyl-methionine acetylation.